This is a messenger RNA of Pocillopora meandrina, 6861 nucleotides long. Lineage: Eukaryota; Metazoa; Cnidaria; Anthozoa; Scleractinia; Pocilloporidae. The record is from the annotation of a GenBank genome assembly.
AUGGAGGAUUUCGAAAUAUCUGAAAUUGAUAUUAAACAAAGACCAUCUUCAGUACUUCCAAGAUCGAUCAAGGUCGGUCCGGAGGUGGCUACAACUCCGUUGCCGCAGGGAAAACAGUCCGCUGCAGUACAAGAAAAGUGGAACGGCUUCGUAGAAUCGUCCACUCUGCAUGGCUUGCAGCACGUAUUUGGCGGUCGAACUCUGGCCCGCAGAGUUAUAUGGGCCUUGUUUCUUCUCCUCGGUAUCGGCUGGUUCUCGCUGCAGACACAAAAGUUGUUAACGAAGUACUUCAGCUAUCCCGUGACGACAAAAGUAACCUUGGUUUACGAAGAAAACCCCGAGUUUCCAGCGGUCAGCAUCUGCAACUUUAACAUGUUUCGAAGAUCUGUGGUCCGAGAAGCAGGCUACGAGAAGGUAUGAAAGUUUACCACACAACUUGUAGCCUUUUUUUAAUUUUUAUUUUACGGUCGGGUCAUAGUGUGUUAUGUCCAUGCUUGAGACGAUAUCUUUACCCCUUGAGUAGAAAAGGGUGGCAAAAAAACUGUCGAGGAAACUUGAGAGAUUGCCUAAGUAGAGGGUUUCUCGUGAUGGACAGCGCAGCACCCCUAUCUAGGAGAAAGAGGAAAACUUCUAGUAGCUUGCUAUCGAAUCCAGGGGUGUGGAAUAGCUAGGUCGCAACGUUUAGCCUCUUUACGGUCGAGGACUGAGCUAAACAUCUACCGUCUACCGACAUAUCUUACUGUAUUAAUAUGUAUUCUUAUUGUAUUAAUCUUUAUUCUUGUAUGGGACUUUUGACAAAGCUUAUCCUUGCAGAAUUCUGAGUGCAAACGCUUAAAAAAUCUUUAAGUUCGCCUUCGCAUUAUCUGUAGGUGAUUGCAUAAUAAAGCAUCUAAUGAAGAAAUUGAAUCCACAGAUUUCUUUUACACGCUCACGAUAAUUUUUUCAACACGUUUCUUGAUUAGAUUCUGAAUUACGUGCUAAGGAAAGCGAGUGGAAUUGACGUCUCUGGCGAAACCAUCAACUGGGAAUUGUACGAAAGUAUAAACCUGACUGAAUUUCAUUUUGCCAUGGGACAUCAAAUAUACAACACCUUACAUCAGUGCUAUUGGGACGGAGGACUUUGCACAUAUGAGAAUUUUACACCUGUUUUGACUUCCAUGGGUCUUUGUUACACAUUUAAUUCAGGUAAGGUUGACAAAGUUAUCACGAAAAGUAAGAGGAAUCAUUCAUCAUAUUUGAGCACGAUGAAAAUCAUUUUGACGAAGGAUCCAAAAUCAUAUUUUUUAGAAGAGUAAAAAUCGUUAAGAUGCGAAAAGGAGUCUGAGAUGGUCCGGGAAAAGGAAUAUUGAAGCUAGUUUGAAAUAGUAGUCUUAGAGAAUUUUGGUUUUUUUAACGAUCCAGAGACGUUGCCGGGCUGAGGAAAACAUGAAAAAGAGACUUUGAUUUGAAGCAUUUACUUUAAAAUAACUUUCGUGAUCUCGCCCAUUUUCUUUCCUGUAGCAAAUUCCUCUUUCUUAAUGGGAAGUUUUUUUGUAAGAUAAGCUUUAAUUGUAAUGAGUUUGAAAUAAAGGAAAGUUAAUUAAACCAAAACAUAUAAUUUUCAACAUAUGUGCAUCUUGCUGAUAAGUGAAAGGCAGCACAGCAGUAAAAAACCUAGAGUGAAAAAUGUGCCUGGGCUCUGUUCCAACCCCAAAUCUUCUUAAGCUAAAACGUAAAAUGUUAAUUUAAAGUUAAAGCCAUUCCUUUCGUUAACUAAAUAAAUAAGCACUUGUCAAUUUUUUUCAAAGACUACAAAUUACACUCGCCCUACGGGUUCAUGCAAUUCUGUUAGUCUUUGAAAAAAUUUACUCGUGCUUAUUUAUUCCAAAUUGUACUCGAAAUCAUAUAUACAAAGUCUGACUCAGGAAGAAAUGGAAUUUUUGGCCAUCGUGACUUAAAAGUUGCGGCUUCUCACAGUUACAGCACUUCGUUGAUGAAAAGGAAAUUACCAAUUUUCUUCUGAACAGUGUUUUUCAGUCAGAGUUAAUCUUUGUUAUUUUUUAAUUAUGUUUAGUUUCAUUAGUUUCGCAGUUUUCUUUCAACAUCAAAUAAAGGAAGCAAAAGCUCUCGUUCUCUGAUAAACAUUAUUUAUUUACCACUCAUUCCUGCUGGGCUGAUUAAUUUGCUCCGGUCAUCUUUCACUUUUUUCAAAACAAUGAAAUUAUAACUUUGGUUUUGGUUUAUGAAAUUCGAACAAAAAACCCUUUAAUGCAAUCAUUUUUUCUGCCUUGCUUGCUAACAUUUGGCUCCUUUGCAAUAGUCAGUUACAUCCAAGUUGAAUUACAAAAGGAAUAGUAAAAUUACGAACUUGAAGCAGAAGCAAUAUUUUGUAGCGAUGACCUUUUGGAGUAUGCACAUUCUGGGUCUAUACCGUCGGUUGGUCUUCACACUUUUUAAUUUCCGGCAGCUAGAAUGUGACUCUUUCAGAAGUGCUGAUAGUUAUCUAGAAUUUAGACGCAAUAUUCUUGCAUAUCGAUCUUACUAAUUAAUACCCAGUCCAUCAUGAUUUGACAAUUAUUCGCCGGAGUGGAGGUAAAUAAUUAUUUUAGCUGUAUGUAACACUGAGAAAUCGAAAACAAUUAGUUUAUUUCUGUCAAUAUAACAAAACACGGACGGAAAUUAAGUCGUUGACGCGCGCUCUUGUCUCUUCGGCCGCUCAGAGGUGAAUGGUAUGAGUUGAUCACUUCCGAACCAGCCAAUCAACGCACGCGAUCAGCAUUUUUCACCUGUGUGGAAUAUGCUAAACAUUAAUAUCUCUCACAGAAAAUUAUUAUAUCGAUCAUUGUUUUUUCGUUUUAUAUUGAUUUUAGCUCUGUUCAGCUACUCUCAAACUCGAGAUAAAAUAAAGUUUAUGCGUCUAUCAAUGUAUUCCUAAACUUUGUAAUUUAUCGGUUAGAGUCUUGCUGGGGCUCUGACCGAUAUUACCGUGUCCGUGAAUAACAUUAAAGACAGAAAAUUCAAUCUGCCACUUCUUUUUUUCUAUAAUUAGGCAAAGAUGGUCAGCCAAUUUUGAGGGUGAGACAGGCUGGGUCGGACUUUGCACUCCACCUGAUGUUGGACGUGCAGCAGUGGGAUUAUGGCGCGUUAGGUUCACGUGCAGGUCUCAUGGUAUUCAUUCAUGAUCACGAAACACCACCCCUGGUGGCGCAACUUGGUUUCGCAGUGGGGCCUGGAACGAGCACCUUUGCGGCAAUUAACAAACAGAAGGUAAUUGAGAUAGAUAAUUUUAAAUGUUUAAUUGCAGUAGAUAUAAUCAAGUGGCGAUACUAAAAGGAAAGAACAACAACAACAACAACCGACCCACGCGUGUAGGCUCAUGAAAAUAUUGAAAUCGUUUCGUAAAAUGCAUCGUGAUUUGAAAACAAUUUAAUGGUUUAAAUUUUAAGGACCAAAGACCGUUUUCAUUUUUCGUAUUUUAUUAAAGUGAGAGAAAGGAUGGGCGAUAUCUUUAAUAAACUUCAUACGCAUAUGCGAAUAGAGUUGUUUAGAAGCUUUCUCAAUUGUUGGUACUAUUUUUUUGCAAGACUAUUAGCCUUCCAGACCCAUAUGAGAGCAAUUGCCUGGACAAAAACGACAGCAAGGUACCUGGUUACAAGACAUACACAAUUCUUGGUUGUCUGUUGAUGUGUCAAACAAAAUAUAUAAUUGAAAAAUGUGGCUGUCGGGAUGUUGGAAUGCCUGGUGAGUGAAACUGAGCUGAUAAUCAACAUUUCGACCUUGCUUAGUUCGUUUAUUUUUAUUUAAAAAAAAAUUACAAAAAUUGCAUCAACCCUGUAUCUAGAUCCCAUGAGUAACUAAGGCAGGAUUUCUCCUUACAAUACCAAUACAAUAUCAAGCAGAUAAAUGAUGAAAAUAAAGAAAACAUAAAUUGGAGGACUAUUAGUUGAUCCAAUACCAAAUUCUCUUAACUAACAUAAUAAGAACUGUAUGGCAGACAGUAAGGAGAAUUACUAAUAAGAUCUUGGGGGUGAAAGGGUUACGUGAGCUGUAAUGUUGUCUAGACAGUAAGAAAAAAUAUUUCUUCUGAGGUCUCUUUUCUCUUGGAACUUUUCGUGUCUGGGUGUUCAGCGCAAUUUCCCACGAUGCAACUGUUAAACGUUGUGUGAUGAAAUUGUCUCUUGAGUGGCUGCUGGAUUAACUCAAUCUAAUUACCUGUUUGAUUGAUAAUUUGAUUGCUUUGAUUGACAGCAAUUAACGACACCAGAAUGUGUAAAGCACUGGAUUUAUCAGAUUGUGUGCUUAGAGAAAAAGGUGAAUCUUUCUUUACAGAUUUGUUUUUUUUCCUUAUUGUUUGUUUGUUUGAGUACACAGGUAUUUACGAGUUGGUAAACAGCAGUUUUUUUUAUGAAAUAUUUGGUGGAGGACUUGCUAACAGUUUGCACUAGUUGUGCGUUUAUUAAUAUUCCAGAAAACAGUGUAGACUAGAUCAAGAUGUCGGUUUGUGUUCUAAAAUUUCAACUUCGUUUAAAGAUCAAAAUAUGGAAAUUUGUUUACAAGAAACCCAAACGGGAAGAUCUAACAGCACUUGUCCUUCUCCUAUCUAAACAAUGGCCUCCACAUACUCGGUCAUUUGCCCACGGACAUGAUCUGUUCUGAGAAGCGUACAGGAGCAGAUGUUGGAUGCUGGAAGGAACAGAUAAUGUCCAAGGUUAAAUAUGAGAAAAAGUAUCCCAGCGCUCUUUUACAUCAUAUCAAGCACGCGAACGCACUUGUUAAGAGAAAUUUUUACCUCAUCAGAAAGUUGUUGCCAUAUUAAUGCCUCAAAGAACGCAGGAUGAAGGGAUUGAAUUACUUCAUCCGGCGUUCUCUGAGUAUACUUCGAAUGGUAUUCCUUUAGUUUCUCUCUCAAUGGAAACUUGCUAGCGAUUUUUUGUUCAUCUUCGAAGGCCAUUUACUACAAGUAACGAGACGAGUAUGAUUUCAGUCAUCCAUCACAAUAAAGCCUGCAAUUGUUUCUUUCGACAAUUAUGCUCGUGGAGUAAGAGAAUAUUUUUAAAACGGUCAGCGUGUCAUUUGACACGGUUAACGUGCCGCUUUACUAAUUUGAACUAAAUGCCCUCUUGCAAGCUGGCGUGAGAUUUAAAAAAAAAAAAAAACAGCUGUGUAAUUGGACACACUGCGUAGGAGCCGCCGUUUCUUUUCACUCACUGCCUUCCGGUUUCACAUGCUUUACCGUGCGCGUGCGUUCACCUUAUUACAUAUUUUCCAGCAGAUGGUAACAUUUAUAAACCUUUCCGUGAAUUCCAGGAAAUUUCCGGAAACUAAAAGAUCAGCAAUGCGAGUGUCCAGUGCCUUGUAGUACGACCUCAUUCAGGCCUAUCCUGUCAUAUGCUGCUUUUCCAAGUGAUGAAUACAUCAAACAAUCACAUGAAUUAUAUGAGAUGUACGGCUCCAACACGUCAGAGGCUAGUCUUGACUUUAUCCAAGGAUACAUGAGGUUUGUGUCAUUAAUGAGUCCAGGAAAGAUAAAAUAACAGGACUUGAGAGAAAACAUUAUAUACGAAAAAGGAUGAUUAAUUUGUUAUCACUUUGUCGAGCAUUGUGGCGCAUUUUGCGGGCUAAAUUGGAGAUUCUGGUGGGCUAAAAUGUAUCUUAGCCCACUCGCACGCUCGCGUGAUUGUUCAGACUGUUUUGUUGUCAUUUGUUCUGUUUUUUAUUUUCUCAAUGCCCUCCAAAGUGAUGACAAUAAUAAUACAUUUUAUUUUCUUAAGCAUGAAAUAUGUUUUGGUCCCCUCUCAGAGUCAUUUUAAUCUUCAGCUGGAGGCUCGCCGCUAAAAUGACUCAGAGGUGGAUCCGAAACAUAUUUAUGUCUACGAUUAUAAACUAUGUUUUCAAGGAGAGUUAAAAGCACAUUCUCCCAAACUUGGUGCGUGGGAAGUUUCGGACGCAUUCUCUAUUUUAAUGAUAAGUUCGCUUUUGUUAACUCCAUAGCCAGAACAUGUUGGAACUUGUGAUUUAUUUUGAAGAAUUAAGUUAUCAUGUCAUUGAACAGACACCAGCCUAUGAUUCCGAAAGCCUUUUUGGUAAGUGAGUUCAAUAAUUAGAAUAGGAAUGCUUUGUUUGAAAAUUUAAUAUCCACAAGGUUAUUAACCCAAACUAGACAUGAUAAUAUACCUCUACUAGGACGACGGAAACUGUGUUAAGUUUGAAAUUUUUGUAUUUUUUUCCAAUAUGUAACAAUAUGUAUCAAUAUGUUUCAAUGUGUUGGAAACCCAAAAUUUCCGAUUGCAGACAUGUAUGCUUUCUGGGGAGCUAAGGAACUUUAUAUCUACUGCGACGUGUGAAAAAUUUCCUUAAACAUAGAUAAGAACCUGGUAUAUAUUUCUUUGGUAGUAGACUGAGAAAGUGUGAUGACGGUCACGAAUGACAGAAAUUGUCAAAGAUGGAAAACUGCAAACUAUAAUAAGAUCCAGGCUGAUUUUUUCAACAUGGUCGAACAGCGAAACAUCUUCUUUAAAACUGGUGAAUUAAAGACGACACCUUGAAAACAACAAAAAAAUGAAAUUACUUCACCAUGAGGAGAUUCUGGGUAAGUGUAACAUUAACUUUAUCUUUUUCACAGCCGAAAUCGGUGGUCAAGUCGGGCUUUGUGUCGGUGCCAGUCUUCUUACCGUGCUUGAAUUUUGUGACGUCAUAAUCGCCAUCAUUGGAAUAUGCUUUGGAUUCCGCUAAGCAUGCGCAAAGGUGUAAAGUUGGAUGUGUGAAGAAUCCCAAUAAUGGUAAUUUUAAGUUAUAUAGAAUAAUUCAAACUUUGAAAUGUAAUAGCGUCAUCACAUUACAUGGUUCUGAAAGUCAAGUUUAUAUUGCAGACAUGACGCAGGC